GACAGGUCUCUUAUGAGUUACGAGGACUACCGUCAUCAUGGCUCCACAAGUGUUCAACCUCCCUGGUCAAAUUGAAAAAAGCUGGACAGUUCCCUCACAAGGCAUCUGUUGGAGAGUGUACUGAGGAAAGAAAGGAAAAGUAUUUAAAGAAUCAAAAGUGAUGAUGAGAAAAAUGGGACCUACUGGGUCCUCCAUUUCCCUCGGUGGAGCAGACUCCCCCAUGGAAGCGGCAACGUCAAGCAAAGCAAACCCAGAAAGAAAGAAGAGGAACCGCCGACCAACCAUAGCGUCAUCAUCGGUAUCACCGACCAACCAUAGCGUCAUCAUCGGUAUCGAUUUUUUUUUCAUCCAUUUUUUCACAUUCAGUCUCACCUACUCCUACACCAACAUCAACUCCCCGGUUUGCAGAAGCUCCAAUUACCGAUCUUCAACUGUGGUUGCUAACUCAUCUCAGAACAAGAACCAAAAUUAGAGAAGGAACAUUUGUAAGAAGCUGAAGAAGUUGCUAUUGCUAAAUUGCUUUCGUUAGGAUGGAUUCUAUUAAUGAAAUUACUGGGUUCUCUUACAAUCCUAGCAUGGAAGCUAUGGGAGAAGCAGAUGGCGACGAGGAGUUCUCUGGGAUUCUAGAAAUUUAUGUUCAUCAUGCCAGGAACAUCCAUAAUAUCUGUAUCUAUGACAACCAAGAUGUCUAUGCGAAAUUCUCUCUCACUUGCAGCCCAGACGAGACUCUUUCAACUAGAAUUGUGAAUGGGGGUGGAAAGAACCCUGAAUUCAAUGAAAGUUUGAGAAUGAAAAUAACCCAACUAGAUGCAGUCAUCAAAUGUGAAAUUUGGAUGCUUAGCAGGGCCAGAAAUUACUUAGAAGACCAACUAUUGGGAUUUGCACUGGUUCCCACAUCGUUAGUGGCAAGGAAAGGCAAGGUCACCCAGGAUUUCACCCUCUCAUCCACUGAUCUCUUCCAUUCACCCGCUGGAGCUGUCAAGCUGACUCUGUUUCUUAACACAUCCCUUCCUGUCAGUCCAUCCGCAAAGUCCUUUGAUGAUUCAGCGGCUAAUUCAUCCAUAAGCUCAGAAGUCGUGUUGCUUGAUCGCAAAACCUCAAACGCCAGAUUGGAUCCGGUUGAAUAUGGGAGUAUAGAAUUUCCUGAUAUCAAUAUAGCAAGGGAGAAUCAGAAGUUGGUUUCUCAGUAUUUCAACAUGGCAGAGCGCAACUCUGCUUUGAGGCCUAGUUUGGCAGGACCUGCACCUUUCCUUCAUCUUGGUGCCUGUUCAAAGUCGGUGGAUGAUUAUGACAUGACAAUAAACUCCUCUGAGGAGAAUUCUAGUGGAUCUGUUUCUCCAAAUGGAAGCCUCCAAAAUUCUGGAAUCUUUAGUUCUACUACUACUACUACUACUAGCUUAAGUGAUGAUGGGAACUCGGUUGACUCUAUGGAGAAAAAGAGUAAUGUGGCUUGUGAUUCAUCCAAUUGUCAGGUUGUCUCUAUGUCCAUAGACGUUCAUCAGAACUCUGGACCAUCUCCAGAUACUCCAACAACAAAGAAAGGAAACAAUGUCACAGAUGAGAAAGAGCUGAGUGUCACAAGCAAGAAAGAGGAGAAUUCUAAAGGAGGCAAUUUGGCUGCUGUUGAACUGGACCCAAUAUUCACUGCUCCUCUUGGGAACAUCAACCUUGAGGCUGAGCAAACAGCAAUGCAGCAGAAGAUAGUUGACAUUUAUAUGAGGAGUAUGCAGCAGUUUACAGAGUCACUGGCAAAGAUGAAGCUUCCCAUGGAUUUUGGAAAACCAGAUUCUGAUAACCUUGGUGAUGUUAUACAGAACCAUACCAGCAAGUCAGAAACUGAUAACAAGAAAAAGGAUGGGUCAAGGGUAUUCUAUGGUAGCCGUGCUUUCUUCUAAUUGAUUCAUGCAAUUUAGUUGAACUGGGGAGCUUAAUUAAUUUACAGUAAUUUGGCUAUUCAUGGUAAGUGCUAGUUAUGACAUAGGGUCUAAAUCUUAAGGUUACUUUUAACUUCUUUGUUUUAGAUGAGCAAAGUGUUUAUUUUCUUCCCUUUUGUUAUUGACAUAAAGAAGCCUUCUGUUUUUCUCCUAAGGAGUGGAGAUAUAGACCCUCUGCUUACAGACCUAAAGUGUGAAAACUUGACCAUCCAUAUUUGUCUGUUUUCCUCUCUCAAUUAUUUAUUUUGUAUACUGUGAUAACAACAAUGUACCUUUAUUAUAUUUCAUCGUUGUCUUGUUCUUUGACGUUAGA
Messenger RNA from Nelumbo nucifera (sacred lotus), 2247 nucleotides. RefSeq lists its product as uncharacterized. The record is from RefSeq and is a predicted model, not a curated record. Lineage: Eukaryota; Viridiplantae; Streptophyta; Magnoliopsida; Proteales; Nelumbonaceae.